This is a messenger RNA of Chionomys nivalis (European snow vole), 3680 nucleotides long. It is a transcript of the gene Bivm, whose product is annotated as basic, immunoglobulin-like variable motif containing. Gene Ontology annotation, cellular component: nucleus. Gene Ontology annotation, molecular function: single-stranded DNA binding; DNA endonuclease activity. The coding region runs from base 598 to 2103 and encodes 501 amino acids. The record is from RefSeq and is a predicted model, not a curated record. NCBI's taxonomy places the organism in Eukaryota, Metazoa, Chordata, Mammalia, Rodentia, Cricetidae. Gene Ontology annotation, biological process: nucleotide-excision repair. The transcript has 10 exons.
UUUUUUUUCCUCCCGCCAUUGUUGUUAUUGGUAAUAUCAGCUCCUCCAUCGCGGCCUCCCCUCCCGGCUCCUGGGUUGUCACUGCCGGUUUGCUACCCGCCCCCUCCAGUCCCCCUCAGGUUGGAAGCGGCACCCCCCACGGGCCUGCUCGCGCUCCCCCUCCUGGCGAACCUUGUCUUCCGGCAGAGAGUGGGGGAGCAGGCCCGAAGGAGCUCAGGAGGCUUUUGCAAUCCUCCGCCGGUGGGGACUGGGGGACACCGGACUCUGGCUUGGCUACCGUGGACUGGGAGUGGGAACCCCGCACAGCCCCGCUGCUGCAGUUGCGCUCCGGGUCUGCUCCGCCGGCACCGGCACCGCGGUCACCUUCAGGUGGCCUCGGAGCCUCAAAGAGGGGACGGUGGGAGGUCUCUCGGCUUCCCAGAGCCUGGGCUCUAUAAGAGGGCACCGUGAGCUGCAGGAAUCCGUUACCCGCAGGAUUCCAUUGGUCAAAUCUCAAGCUUCUAUAGAAUGCGAUGAGAAUUUGCCAAAGUUGAUUUUCGAAAGAGAGAGAGGGUUGCGGCUUAUUCCUAGGAACAGAGACGUCUGCCGUUCCCUUCGAUGCCUCACGUUGCAGAAGCUGGACGAGCCACUGAUUCUGGACAUGGUGAGCCCAAAGCCGAGAACAAGUCCCCGGAAGAGGAUCUACAAGGUGCUGUACAAUCUUUCUGCACAAGUGCCUCAGGAGCACCCGUGGGCCCCAGAGGAGAUGGUCAUUAUCCUUCAAGCUGUCCAGUGACUCAUACUCGGGAGAAAAUCUAUGCCAUCUGUUCCGAUUAUGCCUUCCUCAACCAGGCAACCUCCAUCUACAAAACUCCCAACCCAGCCCGUUGCCUCGCUGAUAACAAUACCUCGCUUUCUGCAGAAAACAGUUCAAGAUACAUUGGUGUCCCACCUGGUACAUCAGACAUAAUCUAUAAUGAAGAAAACAGUUUGGAAAACUUAUCCACCAGUCUGGGCAAGCUACCUCUCGCGUGGGAAAUUGAUAAGUCGGAAUUUGAUGGGGUAACCACAAAUUUGAAACACAAAUCAGGCAAUGCGAAGAAACAAAUUUCCAAGAAAAAAACUUCAGAGAAGAAAGGGAGGCAUCAGAGGGAAUGUCCCCAGCACUCUCCUCUUGAGGAUGUGAGACAGCGGAAAGUCUUAGACCUCAGACGGUGGUACUGUAUAAGUCGGCCACAAUACAAGACUUCCUGUGGUAUCUCCUCCCUGAUUUCUUGUUGGAAUUUCCUCUACAGCACAAUGGGAGCUGGGAAUCUCCCACCUAUUACCCAAGAAGAUGCAUUGCAUAUUUUGGGCUUCCAACCCCCAUUUGAAGAUAUUAGGUUUGGCCCUUUCACUGGAAACACAACACUCAUGAGAUGGUUUAGACAAAUUAAUGACCACUUCCAUGUGAAAGGGUGUUCGUAUGUUCUGUAUAAGCCCCACGGGAAGAACAAAACAGCCGGAGAAACUGCUCCAGGGGCCUUGUCAAAGUUGACCCGAGGAUUGAAAGAUGAGUCACUGGCUUAUAUCUAUCACUGCCAAAAUCAUUAUUUCUGUCCAAUUGGCUUCGAAGCAACCCCUGUCAAAGCUAAUAAGGCAUUCAGCAGGGGCCCUCUCUCACUACAGGAAGUAGAGUAUUGGAUUUUAAUUGGAGAGUCAAGUAGAAAACAUCCUGCCAUUCACUGUAAAAGAUGGGCAGAUAUUGUCACUGAUCUAAAUACUCAAAAUCCAGAAUUCUUAGAUAUCCGCCAUCUGGAGAGAGGGCUGCAGUUCCGGAAAACAAAGAAGGUGGGAGGAAAUUUGCAUUGCCUCAUAGCAUUCCAGAGACUCAGUUGGCAAAGAUUUGGCUUUUGGAACUUUCCAUUUGGGACCAUUAGACAAGAACCACAGCCUCCUACACACGCCCAAGGACUUGCCAAAUCGGAGAGUGAAGACAAUAUCUCCAAGAAGCCGCAUGGGCGUCUGGGAAGAUCCUUCAGUGCUAGUUUCCACCAGGACUCGGCAUGGAAGAAGAUGUCUAGUAUCCGCGAGAGAAGGAACAGUGGCUACCACAGCUACAGUGAUUACAAUGGCAAUGACUGACCACGCUGGGAACCGAACCACUGGCUCAGUGGUUCAGUUUCGUACACUGCUGCUGUGUGCAGGACUGCAUUAAGGCAGAAGAUGAUUUUAUUAAGUCCAUCGAUAGGACCAGAUCUUGUGAUACAAAGCAUAACCUGUAGUUCUCCAGUAAAAUAAGCUUACAUAGUGUUACGACGGUUGGCUUCAAAUAUAUAGGCAGGUAAGCACAGAUUACUGCCCUUUGAAAGUAGAUAAGCCAUCUGGACAAAGGGUUUCACAAAAAUCCAAUAAAAUCACAACUGCUUCAGAACAAAAACACAAAUGCAUUUAACGGCAUCAAGACUUGAACUACUAAAAGCAUGAAGCGAUUUCUUGAAACUUGAUCUGUAGUCAUGUAUUACAGAUACUUUGAUUCCUAAGACCAAUUUGCAAGGCACUGUCUGCCCUUGAGAAUGGGGGCUGUUGCCGGGCGGUGGUGGCGCACGCCUUUAAUCCCAGCACUCGGGAGGCAGAGGCAGGCGGAUCUCUGGGAGUUCGAGGCCAGCCUGGUCUACAAGAGCUGGUUCCAGGCCAGGCUCCAAAGCUACAGAGAAACCCUGUCUCGAAAAACCAAAAAAAAAAAAAAAAAAGAGAAUGGGGGCUGUUAGGCUCUAGCUUUUGCUCAUGUUAAAGCUCAUUUGGAACUAUCUGGCCAGUUGUUCUUUCGAUGCUAGCAGUAUCCACUGCACCUCUUAGCUUUCUUGAAUAACUGUCUCAGGAUUCUCAACACAGAAACAGAAAAUACUCAAGAAACUGACCUUUCUACAGGUGCAGAUGGGUGACUUACGGCAUUGAUUCUGGUACUCUUGGUCUGGCACAUGUCUGUGAAAUAGUUACAAGAAGCGUAGGUCUUGAGCGAUGUCUUCAGAUCUAGAACAAACUUGUUUUAGGGAUAUAGUUAAGGGGCAUUUGGAAUCUAUAUCCAUGUAAUAAGUGCAGUGAGUUCUGAUAUUUGGUCUCUUAAUGGAGUCGUGUGCUAGCAACGGCACUGAAGACACAUUGGCAAUGUCCAGCUCACCCUGAGGACAACACUCUGUAUUCUCAACGCUGAGCUGUUUCCUUUCGUGAAACAUCCAAUUAAUUGUUGGAAGUGUGUAUUAAAUAUUUCAGAACUGUGAAUUCAAUACUUGAGCUCCUCUUUAGCUGCUGUUGUGUUUCUUUUGCUGCCAGUGUGCGACUCAUAGACGUCUAGGGUCUUGUUCUUUCAUGUAAUAUCCUCAUUCCAGGACUCAACUCAGUAUCUCCGUGAGUACAAGGUGGUGAGGAUGUUGGAACCAUAUUGCAAUACACCUCAAGGCCUCAAGGGGAGGUUUCAGAUUUUUAUUUUUAAAAAUUUUUCUUUUUUUCUCUUGAAUUUUAUAUCCAUUUAUCCACUCGUACAUGUCUAGCCUACAGAGAGUGAUAUAUAUUACAAAAUGGUCAUAUUUCUGAAGAGAUUAUUUAGCUUGAAAUGCAAAGAACCGAAAGAUUUGUAGGUUGUUGGUUUUGUUUCAACUUUGUUGAGAAGCUCAUACUGGAACUUUUAAAAUGUUGUCAUCAAAUAAAGUUUUGUUUUCUAC